This is a messenger RNA of Culicoides brevitarsis, 1798 nucleotides long. RefSeq names its product protein henna. Gene Ontology annotation, molecular function: phenylalanine 4-monooxygenase activity; iron ion binding. Gene Ontology annotation, biological process: L-phenylalanine catabolic process; L-tyrosine biosynthetic process. NCBI's taxonomy places the organism in Eukaryota, Metazoa, Arthropoda, Insecta, Diptera, Ceratopogonidae. The transcript is spliced from 5 exons. Bases 353 to 1777 code for a protein of 474 amino acids. The record is from RefSeq and is a predicted model, not a curated record.
CUUCACACAUUUUUCGUCUCCUCAGUCGACGCGUGAUCGUGCCUCGAAGAACAACUUUUUUCAUAUAUUUUUAUUGUUAAUAAUAAUUGCGAGGAAAUUAAAUUCCGUUGCAAAAGUUUUAAUUACAGAGCGACAGUGAAAGAGAGAAAUAUUCUCCAAGUCAAGUCCAUUAUAUAUUGUGUCAUAUUUUAAUUUGAUUGUUUAUUAUUUUUUCCUCACUUUCUUUUGUUGUGUCAUUUAUAAUUAAUUUGUUACUAAACUCCUUUAAUUAAAAUCCCUUUCAACAAUUUGUCGUCGAGUUACAAACAAAAAAAAAAGUUUAAAAAAAAUUAAUAAAAUAAUUUAAAAAAAAAUGUACAAGCCAAAAGCUGAAAACAACGCAGAUAACAAUGCUAGUCAGAGUAACGUUGAUAUGCAGCAGCAGGAUCCGCUUCAUUUUACCGAAGGCGAAUUUCGUCCCAAAUUGAAAACGGGCAGUUCGUACAUCAUGGAGGAGCACGAAUCGUUUGAAGCGAACACGACUUCGAUUAUUUUUUCGUUGGCGAAUCAAGGAGCGGGCGCCUUAUCGAAGGCUUUGAAGGUUUUUCGGCAAUGCGAAGUGGAUUUGGUGCACAUUGAGAGUCGUUCGUCGGAACGUCGACCCGGUUAUGAGUUCAUGGUUGAGUGUGACAGUAAAACCGGGCAAAUGGGCAAAGCCAUUGAGCAGUUGAAGGAAAUUAGCACGUAUUUUAACAUCAUUUCGCGCGAUUAUAAGGACAAUGCUGCUGCUGUUCCAUGGUUUCCUCGUCGUAUCCGCGAAUUGGACCGAUUUGCGAACCAAAUUUUGUCUUAUGGCUCCGAACUGGACUCCGAUCAUCCCGGAUUCACUGAUGAAACGUAUCGCGCUCGUCGUAAAUACUUCGCCGACAUCGCCUACAACUACCGACACGGGCAACCCUUGCCUCAUGUCGACUACACGGAAGAAGAAACCAAAACGUGGGGCGAAGUUUUCCGAAAUUUGACAAAAUUGUAUCCGACUCAUGCGUGUCGCGAGUUCAACCACGUGUUCCCGUUGCUCAUCGACAACUGUGGAUAUCGCGAAGACAACAUCCCGCAACUCGAGGACGUCUCAAACUUCCUUAAAGACUCGACAGGCUUCACUUUACGUCCCGUCGCCGGACUUUUGUCAUCCCGUGACUUCCUUGCUGGCUUGGCUUUUAGAGUUUUCCAUUCCACGCAGUACAUUCGUCACUCCUCGCGUCCCCUGUACACCCCAGAACCCGAUGUUUGUCACGAAUUGUUGGGACAUGCACCGCUAUUUGCGGAUCCAGCGUUCGCCCAGUUCUCGCAGGAAAUUGGAUUGGCUUCACUUGGCGCGCCAGAUGAUUAUAUCGAGAAAUUAGCAACCUGCUUUUGGUUCACCGUCGAAUUCGGAAUUUGCCGUCAAAAUGGCGAAAUGAAAGCCUAUGGAGCAGGUCUCUUGUCGUCUUUCGGCGAAUUGGAAUAUUGUUUGAGUGACAAACCAGAAUUCCGUGAAUUUGAUCCCGUUAAAACAGGAGAGCAAAAGUAUCCGAUUACCGAAUUUCAACCAGUUUAUUACGUCGCGGAGAGUUUUGAGGAUUCCAAGGAGAAAAUGAUCAAAUACGCCAACAACUGCAUCCCUCGUCCCUUCGGAGUUCGUUACAACCCUUACACGCAAAGUAUCGAAGUUUUGGACUCCAAACACCAACUCGGACAAUUGAUGCGAAAUAUCACGUUGGAAUUCGAUAUUUUACAAAAUGCAUUUAAUAAAUUAUAAGUUUUUUUGUUUUGUUUAAUA